This is a messenger RNA of Amphibalanus amphitrite, 5522 nucleotides long. RefSeq names its product peroxidasin homolog. Gene Ontology annotation, biological process: response to oxidative stress. The coding region runs from base 272 to 4903 and encodes 1543 amino acids. NCBI's taxonomy places the organism in Eukaryota, Metazoa, Arthropoda, Thecostraca, Balanomorpha, Balanidae. The transcript has 24 exons. The record is from RefSeq and is a predicted model, not a curated record. Gene Ontology annotation, molecular function: heme binding; protein binding; peroxidase activity.
AGAUGGCUCUGUUAUCGGCUCAGCCCGGCCGCCACCUGCCGGCUGCACCUCUCGCCGGCACCUCAGCUACCACAGCCCGCAGUCGCCGACGGGACGCCGGUGGGGGCUGUGUGUGCUGUGCGGGGGAGACUCCACCGUCGCGCGCGCGAGUCUCCCGUGCGGCGCGUCCCACGGACCGCGGAGGGGCCGGUGGUGGCAGUGGUGUCGGUGGCGAUGCGAGUCGCUGCCGACGGCUGGUGAGACGACCGAGCGCUGACUCGAGUGUGUGACCAUGAGGAGCGGAGAGGCGAGCGCGCUGCUGUGGACGCUGGCAGUGACCGCGGCGCUGACCGCCGUCCGAGCGCAUAGCGACUGUCCGCCGAGAUGCCUCUGCUUCCGGACGACGGUGCGCUGCAUGUUCCUGGGCCUGAGACAGCUGCCGCAGGUUCCCGAGGCGACUACUAUUCUAGAUUUGCGGUUCAACGAUAUCAGCCACCUGCCGCCGGGCGGGUUCCGGCGGAUGCCCAAUCUCAACACGCUGCUGUUGAACAACAACAAGAUCUCACGGCUUCAUAAAGACACCUUCCUCGGGCUGAAUGAACUCCGAUAUUUAUACAUGUACAAAAAUAGGAUUCGCCACAUAGAUGCUGACGCCUUCCACAACUUGCCGAAACUAGAACAAUUGUACCUGCAUUACAAUUACAUACAGGACAUCGACGCCGAAACGUUCAGCAAUCUGCCCUCCAUAGAGAGAUUAUUCUUACACAAUAACAAGCUGGAGCGGAUACCGUACGGAGCGUUCAGCAAUCUCACCUCGCUCAAACGACUCCGUCUGGACAGUAACGCGCUGAUCUGCGACUGCCGCGUGCUGUGGCUGGCCAACAUGCUGCAGGAACACUCGGCACACUCGCUGGCCAGCGCCACCUGCCAGGAGCCGGCCGAACUACACGGACGGAGCAUCGCAGACAUCAAGGACCAGAUGGUCCACUGUGCGGCGCCCCAUCUAACCGAGGAACCUCGCAACGUGGUCAUCACGUUCGGGAAGACGGCCUACUUCCACUGCGAGGCGGAUGGCGACCCCCAGCCGGACAUUGUGUGGCUCCAAAACAGCAACGAGCUGAGUGCGGACAGCGCCGACGAUGGCUAUCAGAUCCUCUCGGACGGCACGCUGAUGGUGGAGCCGUCGCGGGAGCCGGAGAGCGCCGUGUUCGAGUGCAUGGCCAAGAGUCCGAUGGGCGAGGUCAAGUCGCGACCGGUCAGCGUGCGGUACGUGCCGGUGGCGGGUGAGCCGGACCACGGCACCCCGCCGGCGGCCGUACCGCGCGCUGAGCUGGGCAGGACCGACACGGACCCUCGCACCGCGCACCCCUCCCGACCCGACGAGAGAGAGCGAUACAAGGAAGAGGAGGAAGAGGAGGACAGCCAGACGCGGAGAGAGCGACAGAGCUUCUACGACCACCGCCGGCUGUCGGCGAGCAGGAACCGCGAGGAUAACCGGGUGACCUCGCUGAGACGACCGUUCGUGCCGGCGUCAGUUCCCGGCAGAGCGGGCGCCGACCGCGGCCGGGAGGAGUCCAACGUCGCCACGCAGAGUCGUCCGCGAUUCAUCACACCGCCACGAGACCAGUACGUCGGUCUGGGCGACCUGGCCGAGCUGAGCUGUGUCGUGGACGGGUUCCCGACACCCCAGCUGGUGUGGAUGCGGGCCGGACACCCCAUCACAACCCAGACGCCGCGCUACAGGCUGCGGUUCGCCGCGAGAGAGGCCAACCUGACCAUCAUCAACGUGCAGCCUCAGGACGCCGGAGAGUAUCGCUGUGCGGCGGCCAACCACCUGGGCAGGGUGGAGGCGCCCGCUCAGCUGAUAUUGCAGGCCAUCCCGCGGAUCACGUCCCCGCCGCAGGACCAGGUGGUGCCUGCGGGGGCCAACAUUGAUCUGACGUGCGGCGCCAGCGGGUACCCGGCGCCGGAGGUGGGCUGGCUGCUCAACGGACGACGCAUCCGACACAGCUCCCGGGUGGCCGUACUGGCCGGAGGAGGCGUUCUGCGUAUCACCAACGUACAGUCGGCAGACGCUGGCACAUACACGUGCGAGGCGCGCAACGAGGCCGGCGUGGCGCGGGAGGACGCCGACCUGGACGUCACUGGACGCGCGGGCCCCGUGCUCAGUGAGCGGCCGCCCGUGACGCUGUCGGCCACACGCGGUGAGAGCAUUGCUCUCAUGUGCCGCGCCUCGGGCUCGCCCAUCCCGGAGGUGCAGUGGAGACUGGUCGGAGGAAAUCUGUUCGCCGACGGACGCCACAGCUCGACGGUGGAUGGGACUCUGACUCUGAGAGACCUGACGCCUCGGGACGCCGGUAUAUACGAGUGUAACGUCGACAACGGAGUCGGACACGCCGUGGCCACCACUCACCUCAGCGUCCUGGAGCCGCAGCUGUCGUCCUCGUCUCGUCCGGGAGACCGGUUCGUCAGUCAGGGUGCCGCCGAGGCGACUCGGGACGUCGAGAUCGCGCUGAACCGUACCUUGCAGCAGCUGUUCGCGCAGCCACGACACCACCGGCGCACGCCGCACGAGCUGCUGCAGAUCUUCAGGUUCCCAACGGAUGAGGCUCUGGACCUGGCUCGAGCCGGCGAGAUCUUUGAGCGCGCUCUGGAGCUGGUGAAACGACUCGUCGAGUCCGGAUCGCACUUCAACCUCACCAACUACGCGUACGAGGACCUGCUCUCGGCCGGCCAGGUGGAGCGACUGCGGGACCUCUCCGGCUGCUCUGCGCACCGGCGCCACCUCAACUGCAGCAACCUGUGCUUCCACAGCCGCUACCGCAGCGUGGACGGCACGUGCAACAACCUGCAGCGGCCGCUCUGGGGCGCCUCCCUGACCGGCUUCAGACGGCUGCUGCCGGCAGAGUAUGAGAACGGCUUCAACACGCCCAGAGGUUUUGACAGCGAGACGCGCUACAACGGGUUCCUGUUGCCGAACGCGCGCUCCGUGUCAUCCCGGCUGGCCGCCACAGACACCAUCACUGAAGACGGCGAGUUCAGCGUCAUGUUGAUGCAGUGGGGGCAGUUCAUUGACCACGACAUGGACCACGCGCUGCCCGCCUUCAGCGAGGUCAGCUUCGACGGACAGCACGAGUGUGACAGCACGUGCCGGAACGACCCGCCGUGUUUCAACAUUGCCAUCCCACCGGGCGACCGGCGCGAGGCGCACCACCGCUGUAUGCGCCUGGUACGCAGCUCGGCAGCCUGCGGGUCCGGAUCGACCUCGGUGUUUGGCCACGAGGUGAUGCCCAGGGAGCAGAUCAACGGGCUCUCCAGCUUCAUCGACGGCAGCAUGAUAUACGGUAACACGGAGACGCAGGCGCAUCACCUGCGUAACCACAGCUACCCGACGGGCCGGCUGCGUAACGGCAUCUUCUCGCGGCCCCAUCGGCCGUUCAUGCCGUUCAACGACGGGGUGCCGGUGGACUGUCAGAGGGAUCAGAACGACCGCUCCGAUAUCGGGUGUUUCAUGGCCGGGGAUGUGCGCGCCAACGAGCAACUCGGCCUCUCCGCCAUGCACACGGUCUGGCUGCGCGAGCACAACCGGGUGGCGGACCGUCUGGCCGUGCUGAACCCGCAGUGGCAUGGCGAGGAGCUGUACCAGGAGUCGCGCAGAGUAGUGGCCGCAGAGAUCCAGCACAUCACCUACCAGCACUGGCUGCCGCUCGUGCUCGGACCGCAGGGCAUGGCGCUGAUGGGUCCCUACCGCGGCUACGACCCCUCCGUGGAUCCGAGCAUCGCCAACGCGUUCGCGACCGCCGCGUUCCGUUUCGGUCAUGGUCUGGUGGGUCCGGUGUUGUACCGGCUGAACGAGACGUUCCAGCCGAUCCCAGAGGGGAACCUGCCGCUGCACCGGGCUUUCUUCGCGCCCUGGAGGCUGGUCCAGGAGGGCGGGAUUGACCCCGUCCUCCGUGGGCUGUUCGCUCGGCCGGCCAAGGCAUCGGCGCCCGAUCAACUGCUCAACUCCGAGCUCACUGAGAAGCUAUUCGCUCUGCACCACCGCGUCUCGCUCGACCUGGCUGCCAUGAACAUCCAGCGGGGCCGCGACCACGGCCUGCCGGGCUACAACGCCUGGCGGCGCCACUGCGGGCUCCGGCCGGCCGCCAACUUCGCCGACUUUGCGCGCGAGAUCCGCAGCGCGCGCGCCCGGGACGAGCUGCGCCAGCUGUACGGCCACCCGGACAACGUCGACCUCUGGAUGGGCGGCAUGCUCGAGGACCAUGUGACCGGCUCCAAGAUGGGGCCCACCUUCCUCUGCAUAAUCGCCGACCAGUUCCGCCGGCUGAGGGACGGCGACCGGUUCUGGUACGAAGCUGACGGCGUGUUCACACCGGCCCAGCUGGCGCAGAUUCGGCAGACGAACCUGGCGCGCAUCCUCUGCGACAACGGCGACGCGCUGCGCCAGACGACACGUGACGUGUUCCGCGUGCCGGAGCGACAGUCGCCGCGGAUCAUACAGUGCGAGAGCACGCCUCAGGUGGACCUACGGAUGUGGGUCGACUGCAAGACCUGCAGAGGCGAAGACUGUGUGAGGGACGGCGCUCGCCCGGGGCGCUCUCGCCGCUCUGUCCUGCUCUCGGCGCACAACCACCUCUCUCCGGAGCCGGAGGCGGAGCAGGAGUCGGGAGAGAAACCCGCCCCUACCCCCACCCCCGCCGCUCUGCCUCCUCCGACGGACAUUUACCACGCCGAGGAUGUGACCGAGGAGCGAAUCCAGGGUCUGGAGGAGAUGAUGGAGCGUAUGCACCGCUCGCUGAGCCGCGUGAGGCGCGUGCUGCGCCGCCUGCGCCGCGAUCACCACCAGAGCCGCCGCCAGCAGAGCAGGCGACAUCGGCGCGUCAUCGGACUGCAGGAUGACGGGCCGGGCCGCCGGACCGUCUAGGCGGCGCCGUGUGUCCGGACAGCGGCCUUCAGUCCGCCUGUGAUACUCUACACCCAGUGCCAAACGGCCGGCGAGUCGCCCCGCCGCGCCGAUCGGAGCAGCCUCCACUGCCAGCCAGCCGGCCACGUGCCGCCGCCGCGUCCCCCACGGGCCGCCGCGUGUACACGUGCUGCCACGUGCCCCACGGGCCGCUGCGUGUACACGUGCUGCCACGUGCCUCACGGGCCGCUACGUGUCUACACGUGCCGCCGCGUCCCCCACGGGCCGCCGCGUGUCUACAAGUGCCGCCGCGUCCCCCACGUGUCACCUCGUGCUGCGUGUACUCGCUGAGUGUUGUUUUGCGUCGGAUGCUAACACCGGGCUUCGGCAAGUGACUGAGAAAUAGUCUGUCGGGCGCCCCGAACUGUUUGUUGCUGGUGACCGGUGUUGCCGUCUUGCCGUGUGUGGCUUCGAGCAGUGGCCGCCAGGGGCGCUGUCGGCGCAGUGAUGUGUGCGGCGUUUGUCGAGUGUGCUCCUCUGCUUUGAAGCGCUACAGUUGCGUCUGGCGGUGUGCUCCGCCGGAAAAAAAUGCUUAUGAUACUAAUGUAGAAUUAAUACAUUGAUUUUACACCAGUAAAGA